Aspergillus wentii DTO 134E9 is the source of this 1100-nucleotide messenger RNA. RefSeq lists its product as uncharacterized. The transcript has a single exon. Lineage: Eukaryota; Fungi; Ascomycota; Eurotiomycetes; Eurotiales; Aspergillaceae. The coding region runs from base 484 to 732 and encodes 82 amino acids. The record is from RefSeq and is a predicted model, not a curated record.
CCUGCAUAUACUAUUCAUGCACCUAGAUUAGCGUGAUUAUGCCUUGCAGCAACCCUAACCAGUAUUAUUAAUCACACAAUCACAAUCACCAUCCUAUAUUAACAUGAGUCAGCGUCAAUAUAGUAAAACACUCCAAGUCACAUCGGCCAGAAUACCCAUCGUAUAUCGUACGAUGGCUUGCUAGUGCGUAUCAGGAUAUAAUCAAUCUUCCGUGUCUCAAUUUUGUGCGACCUUGUAUGCUAGUGCACACUGAUGGGCCAUCACCCCCGAGAUCCGGCUUCCCCGCCUGGCAAACUAUUGAGUGUCUGGACGUAUGACAGGUGUCUUAAUUCGAAUAGUUAGUACUCUCUGAGUCUGAAGACAGUAUGUAUCUUCUAUUCUAGACUCGAACGGAGAUGAGUUUAAUGAGGAUAUCCAUCUGGGUCCGGGCAGUGCAACGGUUGUCAUCAGGCCGCGUCAAAAGGGAUGAAGGGAAAAGGAGACAUGCUCUGUGCUCUGGGAACGGGUGUCCACGGUGCACUCGCAACCCUCGGAAGGACUGAGACUGCUCAACCUCCUAACAGAACGGAUCGGCCGCGGAUGCUCCCUAGCAUGGAUUUAGACUACUUGGGCAAAAGGCCCAUGAUCGACUGGGUCGGCUUUAUUGGUGUGUCGCCAUCAGCCGAAAUUGACGGGCAGACAGUGCCAGACACGGGAUGGUCUGGACAGCUCAAGCUUUCCCCACUGCUCUGACUGAGAACGAGUGGUCUGUCUGCACCUCAAUGUAAUCAAUAUAAUCAACAUCCUAUAAUGAUAAAGUCAGUAUUCAAUAGAAUCAAAUCCUACAAUAUUGUCAAGUCAGUGCAGUAGACAGUCGGUACUGGGUAUGGAGAUACCCCAGAUCCACCGUUCCAGCAAAUGGCAAACUUCCUUUCAUCCCGACCAUGGCUGCACCUCCCGUCGUCCGUAAACAGCUGCAAGACUCAGUGUCAAUCCAGUCAAUCCCAAUGUUCUCCGCUUUCCUGCAUUUAUAAAUACCUCUCUUUUGUCCAUCACUUGUCCAUCACUUGUUGAUUAGCUGUUAGUUAGCACAGUCCUUGUUAGGCAACUUAGCGCUAUCC